UGACCUGUUUGUUCUGGCCAGAACCCAAGCUGCAACACAUAAGUGUGUAUUUUUUCAAAAGUCCACAUUGUAAUUUAAAGGAUAUGAGGUCAUUUGUGCAUUCUUUCCUGUACUGUAUAUGAAGCAGCUGACCUAUGAAAAUCCAGUUCCAUUUCAUAAACAAUUUUAAUUCUAUACCUCAAAGUGGCUUUUGGACCAGAGAGUUAUGGUUCAAGUCCCGUUGCUGACGAGAAUUAGAUCUUGGAGAGACGCAAGCUUGCUUCCGUCACAACUGUCAAGACCCUUUGAGCAAGGCUUUUGUUAUUUUAGUUUUUCCUCAUACUGAGGUAGAGGACCGAUGGCGUCCAAAUAGACAAUAUUUGACCAUCAUUUUCUCUAUAUGUAUUAUUCUACUCAAGAAAAUUAAACUUAGUCAUUUCCAAUAAUAAACGAGACCAACUGAAGUGAGUAUGAAAUUUCCGUUUUCAUUCCCGUUCCACUGUAAAAAUUACACGCCAGCAAAACGCUAUUCUGUCAUUAUUCACCCGUUUAGUCACACACUCAACACGCUCGUCUAAUGUUGACAAAUCGCUCGUCGCGCGCCAGUGACACGUUAGCACACGCUAAUUGUUUUUAAGGGUAUCUUAUUUGGUCGCUGUUACACGCUUCUCGUGCGUUAGAGACACGUUAAGUCAUGCGUUAGACACACGUUAAUCACACGCCAGAUGUGUCAUCCGCGUUUGAGAACGCUGAAAAACAGAACGAUUGAAAUAUUCAGAGAACGUUGACAAGAACGUCAUGGUGUGACGGAGCCUUAAGGAAUGAAUCAAAAUCAUGGCUGCUGUCCUCUUUCUAUUUCUUCAUUUUCUCACUGCCUCAGCGUUGGAAUCCACUUCUGACAAAGAAUCACUCUUGAAGUACCCACAUCUCACGAGGUGUGUGUCCACCAACAUGGAGACUUUCUACUGCAGAUGGGAUGUUGGAACCUUCCAGAACCUCUCGAAUCCAGAAGAUGUGCGCUUAUUCUACAUCAGCAAAUUAGCCUGGGAUGCACCUUCUAAAGAGUGGAGUGAAUGUCCUCACUACUCCCUAGAAAGGUUCAACGAGUGUUACUUCAAUGAAAACCACACAUUAAUUUGGACAGAAUACAGAGUUCAACUCCGUUCAAGAGAUCAAACCAUCCUCUACGAUGAGAAACACUUCAAUGUCCAGGACAUUGUGCAACCAGAUCCUCCUCUCGACCUGAACUGGACAAUACUGAAUGUGAGUUUGACUGGAAGCUUCUAUGAUGUAAUGCUCAGUUGGAAGCCGCCUCCAUCUGCUGACGUGAAGAUGGGAUGGAUGACUUUGCAAUAUGAAGUCCAAUACCGCAAAGAAGAUUCAGAACACUGGGAUACGACUGAGCUCGUAAAGAGCACUCAUCGUUCCUUGUACGGAUUUCAAAGUAAUGUCAAUUAUGAAGUCCGAGUCCGCUGCAAAAAGCAUGGCGAGAAGAGGUUUGGAGAGUUCAGUGACUCUAUAUUUGUCCACGUUCCAUCUGAAGCAUCAAGAUUUCCUUUAAUGGCUUCGGUCAUCUUUGGCACCUUUUGCUUGAUGGCCACCCUGAUGUUGGUUAUCUUAUUGAAGCAGGAAAAGUUGAUGGACAUCGUUUUACCACCUGUUCCUGGACCUAAAAUACGAGGAAUUGACCCUGAGCUACUAAAGAAUGGGAAGCUAAAGGAGUUUACCUCCAUCCUGGGCUCCCCCCCUGACCUGAGGCCAGAGCUGUGCACCAAUGAUCCCUGGGUGGAGUUCAUCGAUCUAGACUUUGAGGAGCAGAGCGACCGAAUAACGAACAUGUACACUGAUUUCCUCAUGGAUCGCUCCUUGUUCUCCAAUUUGUCACAUCUUUCCAUCGGAUUCAGGGAUGAUGACUCAGGCCGUGCAAGCUGCUGUGAUCCUGAUCUUGCCAGUGAUCCGGAAACUUCACAUUUCCAUUCCCUCAUCACAAACCAAAUCCGCCAUAAGGAGCCAGCUGAUGCUACCUCUGCCGGACCUCGCUCUCCAAGCCCGAGUACCACAGCAGGAGAGCCUCCUUCAGUAGUCAGUGUCAAAGAAGCAUUGUAUACACACGUAAGCGAGGUCAAGCCUUCCGGUAAGGUACUGUUGUCCCCUGAGGAUGAGAUGGAGGAAAACACACUCAAAGACUCCAAAGAAAUUAAAACAUCUGAAAAAAACCUCUUGGUAAAUACAGAUGACAGAGGUUACACUUCAGAGCUCAAUGCAGGAACAAUGAGCCAAUCUUUGCUGACGUGCAAUGUCAGGGACUCAUUUUCAACUGGGGAAGACUUGAGUUCUAUCCCAUGUUCAUCAUUAGAGGACUACCAUCAAUCUUCCCAUGAAUCAGUUAUAAAUCCCCUAUCGCACUUCUCCCCUACUUUUGUCUAUACUGUAGUAGAGGAUGUCGACAGGCAAAACAGCCUCGUACUGACAACAAAUUCAAUACCUAGCCUGCAGCUGACAGUCUCAAAGGACUUACCGACACCAGAGGGCUACCUGACCCCCGACCUUUUGGAAAGUAUUACACCAUUAACCUGAACCGACCGUUCUAAACUUAAAAUGUACAGUCAGUUAACAGUAGAGACAAACUCCUAAAAUAUUCUUUAUGAUUAAUGGCUGAGAUUCUUAUGCUUCAGUAUUGAAUGUCACUUGGCCUAAAAUAGAAAAGGAUAACCAUCCUGCCACCGAGUCUACAGGCUCUGGUCUGUACUACCCCCGACUGGCAAGAAUGCUCAUUACUGCGGGAACAAAAGGGAACACAGACACCAUAAAGCAGAAUUUAACUCUAUUGCCAUUUCCUCUAGGUUCAAGUUUGGUCAUUUUCAUUUUUCAGAAAUUGAUUGCGUUGGUCAGUCCCCACAUUGGUGUAUUUUAUUUUAUUUUAUUUUUCCAAAUUAUUGAUCAAUCUAAAGUAUUUAAAAUGCAUUGGUCUCUGACCCUGCAAUGUUAAUGGCUUGCAAACAUUCUUUAUAUUGUUUUGGGUUUUCCUAAAAACCGAUGAUUGUGGACGUGAGGAUUUUAAUAUCUUUUCCAUUUGUGAUGUCACGUCAGUUUGCGUGAAUGUGUUUUUUUUAUAUGGUUUUGCUAGCUAAUACUAUCAAUGAGACUCAAUGAAGGUGGUUUAUGUUGAAUAAUUUUACUAAAUAUUACUUUAUGUACCAUUGAUUAUGUACAAUUUAGAAGCAUGGUGAUGCUUUAUGGUCCUUUUUUAAGUGCUUUUCUGUCUUCUUGUGGCAUAUACUCUAUGUAUGUAACAAGUUGCAAAUGCCUUUUUCAGUGGGCUCAAUUAUUUGCAGAUUUUUGAAGCCCCUCCAAAUAGGAAGGGCUUACCAAUAUAUUAUUUUUGUGUCAACAUCAUUAAAUUCUACCCACUCUAACCCCGUCAGCUCGCAGACAGGGUGUUGUUUCCCUCUUCUGUAAUUUACUUUAUACAGCUGCAGUCAUGAAAAAAUAGUUUUACAUCUUAAACGCAUCUAUUUCUUCUUAUACUGUAAACAUACUCUGUAUCCUGAAAACAUUUCUACUUAUACGGUCCUUAUAUUCCAUAUUCUGAAUGAAAACUCAUAUAAAACCAUUCAUUUUGCACUUACGGUCUCCUAUGGAAUUCAUGCUGCACUUAUAUCAUGCUAUACUGAUAUUGUAAAUAAUGUAUUAAAAAUGUUUGCCUAUAAAUGUCGGAAAAGUGACACAAAAAUAUAUAAUAUAUAUUAUUGGCAUAGCCAAUCAUAGUUUUUUUUUUAUAUAUAAACAUUUGGACAUCCAUAUUUAUUUUCCUGACCCCUUUUUAAUUGUACUCCCUAC
This is a messenger RNA of Syngnathoides biaculeatus (alligator pipefish), 3819 nucleotides long. It is a transcript of the gene ghrb, whose product is annotated as growth hormone receptor b. The transcript has 9 exons. Gene Ontology annotation, cellular component: external side of plasma membrane. Gene Ontology annotation, molecular function: protein binding; cytokine receptor activity. Gene Ontology annotation, biological process: cytokine-mediated signaling pathway. The coding region runs from base 814 to 2556 and encodes 580 amino acids. Lineage: Eukaryota; Metazoa; Chordata; Actinopteri; Syngnathiformes; Syngnathidae. The record is from RefSeq and is a predicted model, not a curated record.